GUUCCCCAUGAGAACUAUGAUAUCGUACCAGAUGGAGCCCGAUCUUUACCCCCGUCCCAGAUGGCUCUCAUGAAAUUCUUCUCAAUCUAUAUACCCAUAUAUCGGGAUGUUAUCGGUUUAAAGAGUGAACCGAUACGAUACCGUUCAUACCAAAUAGAAAACCAAAAAUAAAACCUGACUGAUGUUAAUAAUCCGACCCGAGACGAUACAUCUAUAACACAUCUAUAACUCCAUUAAAAUCCCCAAAUCCUCAAACCCUAAAAGCAUAAAAUUCUUAAAUCGAUCUUUGCAACCAUGAGUACCGUUUCUGGAGGUUCGAGUGGUUCAUCAAAUGUUCGACAAAGAGGAUUCGUCGUUGGCGUGCCUAAGAGAUGCUGGUGUGGGGAACACAUCGUGGCAAAGAAUUCCAAAUCCGAGCCUAAUCCUUCUCGGAGAUACUUUCGAUGUCGAGAAGCAGCAGCAAAGAAGCUUGUGAACGAUAACCACAUCUUUAAGUGGGUCGAUGAGGCAUUGUUGGACGAGGUAGCAACAUUGGGUGUUCAAUUUGAGAGAGUAAAAGAAGAGAUGAAAGAGCGUACAAUAGAGACAUUGCAAGAACAGAAGCUGAAAUUUGAGAAGAUGCAAAUGGAGUUCGAAAAAGAGCUUUGUGAGAGGGUUGAAGAAGUUUUGUUGGAAGCAAAAGCUGAAUUGCAAUGUAGGAUGAAUAAGAGUAUAAUUGUAUGUGUUUUCGGUUUUAUGAUCUUGUUUGCUCUGUUUAAGCUUGUAUGAUGAGCUAUUGUAAACUAUU
Camelina sativa (false flax) is the source of this 787-nucleotide messenger RNA. RefSeq lists its product as uncharacterized. NCBI's taxonomy places the organism in Eukaryota, Viridiplantae, Streptophyta, Magnoliopsida, Brassicales, Brassicaceae. Gene Ontology annotation, molecular function: zinc ion binding. The record is from RefSeq and is a predicted model, not a curated record.